AAGAAAAGAAAUGAAACUGUCAGCUUUGAGCCUUUUACAUGGUGGAGCUGGAGGGGGCGGAUUGCCGAAUUUGAAGAAAGUUCAAGUCUUUUAAACGAAAAUGGAUUCCUUUGAAACUCUUGGUUCUUCAACGAAGCUGUUUGAUACAACGGUGCAAAGCAGAAAGAACCCAAAUCUUUACUUUCCUCAAUUGGGUUUUAUUUAAUCUGGAUCAUGCAUACCUAUUCUGCGUAUGCAAAGCAUGAAAAAAGAAUCAGAAGACAUAAGCAAUAUGAUGGAUGACUUCUAUCGAGGAGCAGGAUCCUCAUUGUUGGAGGAACCAGAGUCCAGUAUGGUGUUCAUGGAUCUGCACAGACAGGAUGAAGAUCACAUCAGAAAGAUAAAGGAAUUUCAGGAUUAUUUUGACAUGGUGAAGAGGAUGGUUAAACCAGGUUGUUCACAAGAAGUGUUAAAGGUGGCGUUGAAUUCCAUAUCCUCGCUAGUAAGCAUACUUACCUACAUGUCCUCUCCAAAGCUCCAUUCCUCGCUUUGAACAAGAAUUAAUCCAACCCCAUCGUCUUGUUGUACACAAAGUAGGAAUCUGCCCGGCAAUUCCAUUAGAUGAAAAUGCAUGUUGCCGAUUUUCAUGUCUGUAUCUCCGUAUUAAACUUUAUGUUCCACCAUUUGUAGUCUCCCAGAGGUCUAGAUCAAGUUACAAUAAACUCUAUCCAAGAAGCAAAGAUAUUUUCAAAGAUGCUUAGCGUCAUCCAAGAACAUUGGUUGUCAGCACACAACAUUAUGCAUCACAAGCUGUCAGAGUUAUAGUUGAUUAUUGUUCAAUUAUCACCGAUUAUUGAAAUAAAUAGAGUAGUAACUUGUCUUGCUGUCUUCCUUGGAGCAACUUAUUCUCUCUUUUUGGUGAGGGGUAGGUAGAGGUGAGUUUUAAUAUUCAAAAUAUUCCUUUUAAUAAUGGUGCAAAUGAUAGUAACAGUUUUAAUUUCAAAUGGAUUAAGAUUAGAAAUUUUCUCAAAGAACCAAAUCUUUAGAUAAAGAUGAAAGGUACGUAAGUAGAAUUUUUUUUUUUUUGGAGUGCCAGAAUAGGAUAUAUAGCACUAUCGUAUUACUCCAUCAAAUGUCCAAAAACUAAUCCAUUACUCCAGGACGAAGGGACUAGCUGGAAGUAUGAUUUACCAGGAACAGAGCAAAGGUUCUUUAGCCAAGAAGAAAAGGAAAACUGAAAAGAGGGGCCAUGAGUGCAAAAUUCGGAGGAAUGGGGGAUACCCAAGCAAAAGGGGGCCCGCAGCCCCCAACAUCCAGUUUUGGGGGCAUAUAAUCAGGCCACGGUCUAAAAAUGUGAGCCGAGUUUUCUCGGAUGUAGAGUUUUAGCUUUUGUAGCUUUUAGGACAUGCCCCUGGCUGACCUAACACAGAGGCCUAAGACUUAAACCAAACCAAACCAAAGCACAUGCCGGCUGCUGCAGAGUUGAGCUUCGGAUGUGUCAGUUUUCAUCCGGAAAAUACCCCACGAGUGUGCGCCCAUUUAUAUUGGCGACAUCCCAAAAUGGACAGCAGCCUCACAUGGGACACCGAUCGUUUUCAUUUCAUUUUUCCUCAAUGCUUCUUAAAGCUAAUGAGUAGAUAAGUAUCCUUUUUAUGUGUCCUUGUUUAGGGCCUUCCUCUCCCCCUUUCUCAAUGGUCCAGUUGUGCUUGUCGUCACAAUAAAGAAUAGACUCUAAAGCAUCUUCUCUUUUACCCUUACCCUAUAAAAGGACAAUACUGUAGCCCCCCUUCCCCAAAGUGUAUUUCCAUUUUUUCCACACCA
Durio zibethinus is the source of this 1800-nucleotide messenger RNA. Lineage: Eukaryota; Viridiplantae; Streptophyta; Magnoliopsida; Malvales; Malvaceae. The record is from RefSeq and is a predicted model, not a curated record.